Molecule: messenger RNA, 3172 nt
Organism: Diceros bicornis minor
Lineage: Eukaryota; Metazoa; Chordata; Mammalia; Perissodactyla; Rhinocerotidae
Gene: FOXN4
Product: forkhead box N4
Exons: 10
Coding region: 56-1606 (516 amino acids)
Biological process (GO): regulation of DNA-templated transcription
Cellular component (GO): nucleus
Molecular function (GO): cis-regulatory region sequence-specific DNA binding; DNA-binding transcription factor activity
Source: RefSeq, a predicted model, not a curated record
CCCGCCCGCCCCAGGAGCGCCUGCAGCGGCGGCCGGCGAGGAUCGGCUCCAGGAGAUGAUAGAAAGUGACAUCCCAUCCACGAUGUCAGGAAUUAUCCGCAACUCAGGGCAAAACCACCACCCCUCCCCACAGGAAUACAGGCUCCUGGCCACCACCGGCGAGGAUGACCUUCCUGGGGACCUGCAGUCACUGUCGUGGCUCACGGCCGUGGACGUGCCACGGCUGCAGCAGAUGGCGAGUGCCCGCGUGGACCUGGGCAGCCUCGGUGUGCCACACCCACACCCAGGUGCCUUGGCUGGGGCAGCGGACCUGCACGUGGGAGCCACCCCAGGUCCCCUGCUCCACGGCCCGGCUGGCAUGGCCCCCCAAGGUGUGCUGGGUUUGGGACCCACGGCCAGCCACGGAGCCAACAUGAGCCAGUUCCCUGUGGGGGGACAGCCCUCAUCUGGUCUGCAGGACCCGCCACAGCUGUACUCUCCCACCUCCCAACAGUUCCUGCGCCCCCCAGGCACCCAGCAGUACCCUCCCGUGGGCCUGUAUGGCCCCCCGUUUGGGGCACGGCCUCCCUACCCCCAGCCCCGCACAGCCGUGCAUUCAUCUCAGGAACUGCACCCCAAACACUACCCCAAGCCCAUCUACUCAUACAGCUGUCUGAUCGCCAUGGCCCUGAAGAACAGCAAGACGGGCAGCCUACCUGUGAGCGAGAUCUACAGCUUCAUGAAGGAGCACUUCCCCUACUUCAAGACGGCUCCCGAUGGCUGGAAGAACUCGGUCCGGCACAACCUGUCGCUGAACAAGUGCUUUGAGAAGGUGGAGAACAAGAUGGGCGGCUCGUCGCGCAAGGGCUGCCUGUGGGCCCUGAACCUGGCCCGCAUCGACAAGAUGGAGGAGGAGAUGCACAAGUGGAAGAGGAAGGACCUGGCCGCUAUCCACCGGAGCAUGGCCAACCCGGAGGAGCUAGACAAGCUGAUCUCAGACCGGCCGGAAAGCUGCCGACGCCCUGGCAAACCGGGGGAGCCUGAGGCCCCUGUGCUGACCCAUGCCACCACGGUGGCCAUGGCCCACGGCUGCCUGGCUGUCUCCCGGCUCCCGCCCCAGCCACUGAUGACCCUGUCCCUGCAGUCAGGCCCCCUGCACCACCACGUCCAGCCCCAAGCACAGCUCGCCCCAGACUCUCCUGCCCCAGCCCAGACCCCACCCCUGCAUGCCCUGCCGGCCCUGAGCCCCAGCCCUCGCCCGCACCCCACCGUGGGAAGGGGUCCCGUGGACUUCAUCAACAUCAGCACCGACAUGAACACCGAGGUGGACGCCCUGGAUCCCAGCAUCAUGGACUUCGCUCUGCAGGGGAGCCUCUGGGACGAGAUGAAGGACGAGGGCUUCAGCCUGGACACGCUGGGGGCCUUCGGAGACUCCCCACUCGGCUGUGAGCUGGGGGCCUCUGGCCUGACCCCCGUCUCUGGUGGCAGCAGCCAGUGCAUCCCAGACUUGCAGGUAACGGGUCUCUACGCCACGUACUCCACUCCGGACAGCGUGGCCGCGUCAGCUGCCGCCUCCUCCUCCCAGUACCUGGGCGCCCCGGGGAACAAGCCCAUAGCCCUGCUUUGAGCUGACGGCCUCGCCGGCCCCGGAGCCUGGGCCCGGGCUGACCGAGCCGGCUGUUCUGGAAGAAAGGCCCCUCACCCCCCCACAGGCCCCUGAACCUGCCGUGGGGCUGCCGGCUGGACAGAGGAGCAGUUCCUCUUGGCACCCCCUGGCCCUCUCACACCUCCGCAGGAGGCCUCCCCAAGUAAGAAGGGCAGAGGAGAGUGGACACGCACCCCGGCCUCCCCCACUGCCCCCUGAGACCCCAGAGGUGAGGUCUGGCCGGGCUGAGCACAAGGUGCCUCCAGCCUGCUUCCCCGCUGGGCCCCUCACGGACCUGCCGCCCGCUUGGGGACGCACUGCUGAGCCACGGAAACGCCCUGGCAGAGGCUCUGUAACUGAUUCUUCUGGGACACAGCAUCCGCCUCAGCCUCCGGCCGACAGGCCCCGAGGCCGGGAGCGGAGCCCGCAGACUGUCGACCUCCUCCUGGACCCGGGAGGCUGCACUCGGCACUGCGCGCCCGCGCCGCCGGCCUGCAGGCGCGCUCCUCCUGUAGCCUGUAGUUAGAACUUCACAGCGCAGAUCCCUGGGCCGUGCUGGGCACGGGGGCCCCGUGCACGCGUAUCUAUAUUUAUUGGAACCCGUCCACACCACCUCUUCAAACCAGCCCGCCGGGAAUGCGACUCCCUGGUCCCGCCCCGCGUCCCGGCAAUCCUCACGCCUCAGUUAUCUGUGCGUCACAUCUCCAACUGGCUCUUAAUCCCUCUGCAGCCUUGGGCUGCUGUUUAGAACAAACAAGUAUUUGGAUACUACGAAAUUUCCUUUUUUAAAAUUAGAGACCAGAUAUUUUUCUAACUGUUCUUGCCACGUGCCCCUGAGAGGGGAGGUGCCACAGUUUGGGGUUCAGGGAGCUUCCUAAGGGCGAAUCGGGACGGGCUUACGGGGAAUGGUGGGGGCUUUUUGUACUGGAAUUUGAGACACCCGCGACGGGAAGAAAGCAAACUGAACCACGGAAGCUGGACCCACGUAGCGAGUAGGGCUGGCGAAGCUGCAACACGGAGUAUUUAUUGGCCCAUUUCAUUGCCCGAUGACCGUUUUUAUGUUUUUUUCUCUCAUUGCCAAUUACUGACUUUCCAAGUGGCAGGUUCUGCAGACAGCUGGGUUGGGAGGGAGUCGGGGGAGAGAGAAGGCAGAUAGGGCCUUCCAGCUCAGUCGAGACUGAGCACCUGCAGCAGCGGCUGGCACCACCAUCCCCUCUUCACCAGCUGGAUGCUUGGCCCCUGUGUCUGGGAGUUCCCCAACCCAGAGCCAGAAUUUUCCGAUUAAUCAACAGGUCAGUCAGCCACCUGGGAGGCCGGGUGUUUAGGCCUGUCUUGAAGGCCCAUCUUUAAGCCCUUCUCAGUUCUGGAACUUUCCACCCAGCAUCCACCAUCUUUAGACGCAGCCUGGAGCUGCUCAGCUGCUUUGUGCGACGUGACCCCCGACGGGCUCAGACGUUUGCGUUGUUGUUAAUGCAGACCCCGCACUCGGGCGACCCCAAGGCUAUGUAAGCGUAGUGUGGAAUAACUGUCUUCUGUCAAUAAAGGCUG